Knipowitschia caucasica is the source of this 222-nucleotide messenger RNA. The record is from the annotation of a GenBank genome assembly. Lineage: Eukaryota; Metazoa; Chordata; Actinopteri; Gobiiformes; Gobiidae.
AUGAGGAGUCUGAAGCUGGAGUGUGAGAAGCUGGCCAGCGAGAAGACGGAGAUGCAGCGACACUACGUGAUGUAUUACGAGAUGUCGUACGGGCUCAACAUCGAGAUGCACAAACAGAGGCCGCAGCAGGCGUUCGUCGGUGUGUGGAGGCAGCAGCGUCGCACUAAUCGCACUUGUCUGGUGAAUGUGGGAGGCGGCUUCCAAGGCGAGUGUUUGUGUUGA